Cyphomyrmex costatus is the source of this 5487-nucleotide messenger RNA. RefSeq lists its product as uncharacterized. Gene Ontology annotation, biological process: detection of chemical stimulus involved in sensory perception of smell; sensory perception of smell. The record is from RefSeq and is a predicted model, not a curated record. Gene Ontology annotation, molecular function: olfactory receptor activity; odorant binding. The transcript has 20 exons. NCBI's taxonomy places the organism in Eukaryota, Metazoa, Arthropoda, Insecta, Hymenoptera, Formicidae. The coding region runs from base 1 to 5487 and encodes 1828 amino acids. Gene Ontology annotation, cellular component: plasma membrane.
AUGGGGGAUGAUCUCGCAGAUAAUUCUAGCGUUCCUCCGUACUUAGUCGAUAAGUACAACGAGUAUAGUAUCCAAAUAAUACGCUGGAUUCUCAAGUCAAUUAGUGUAUGGCCGCUGGUACCUAAUGGUUUAAGUAUGUUCGUCGAUUCGCAGAUGUCCUACGAGACUAGGCUGCAAAAUUUCGGUCCACUCACCUUCUGGUUCAUAGCGAUGGUGAAUUAUUCCUGCCUUCUAAUGCACGUUGAUGAUAUACACAAUUGUGUAGAACACGUGAAAAUGGACUGGCUGAUCAUCAGAAGAUUAGAGGAUCAGAAAGUUAUGCUAAAGAGCGCCAAGUUAGGUCGAUUCAUCGCCGGUUUCUGCGCCGUGUUCAUGCACUGCGGUGUAUUCUCGUACAAUGUCGUCCAAGGUCUCUCAAAAAGUAUUCUACACAUGGAAAAUAGCAGCAUAGUAGUUCGCGGGUUACCUUAUCCCUUUUACAACAAGAUCCUAAAUGUGCACUUCAGUCCGGCAUACGAGUUCGUGUUCUUUCUACAGUGCCUUUCGUCUUUCGUAGUCAACUGCAUUACCGUCGCCACGUGCGGUUUAACAGCGGUUUUCGUGAUGCAUGCGUGCGGUCAAAUGAAAAUUAUGAUAGCCUGGCUUGAAAAUCUCAUUAAAGAUAGAAAAGAGGAAAGUUCUCUAAAGCAAAGAUUUGCAAUCAUCGUAAAUCAUCAUUUAAGAAUCUUGAGUUUUGUAUCCCGUACAGAGAAAAUUAUGAAUAUAAUAUGCCUUGUGGAAUUAAUUGGAUGUACUAUGCAUAUAUGUCUCUUAGGUUAUUAUUGCAUUAUGUCAAAGUCUAUCGAGUCCAUAACAGAUGGAUGGAAUUACAGUAUUCAGAUGAACCGUUGGUUUUUGAAGCCAAUUGGCGUAUGGCCAUUGACUCUCUGCGAAACAAUGAUGGAGAAAAUCGGUUGCAUGAUCCUGACGGUGAUUAGUUGUUUAUUGAUAUGUUUCUUACUCAUUCCAUGUACUCUCUGCACUAUCCUAGUAGACACCGAUCUCGACACCAAGAUCAGGAUGAUCGGUCCGGUCAGUUUUUUGCUAAUGGCCGCGGUGAAGCAAUACAUUCUUAUUAAUCGCAGCAAGAACAUCGACGAAUGUAUUCGGCACAUCCGCACGGAUUGGAGCCGUGUCGCGUUGGGUCACGAGAGAGAUAGAGAAAUAAUGGUUAACAACGCUAAGUUCGGCAGGUGGCUUUCCUCCAUCAGCGCAAUCUGCAUGUAUUCCGCCGGUAUAUUUUUCACCACGGUGAUGCCGAUUUGCGCAAGGAGAACAGAGAUCAUUGACAACGAGACAGUGAGAUCGCUUUCCUUUCCAAUUUAUCGUGGUCUCUUUGAUCCACGCACCACGCCAUUUUUCGAAAUCGCGCAAUUUACGCAAGCUCUAGCUGGUUACGUCAUCUAUACGAAUACUAUCAGCGUGUGCAGUCUGACAGCAGUAUUCGUCAUGCAUGCCUGCGGUCAAUUUCGUAUACUCAUGCUAAAAAUGGAGGAUCUCGCGGACGGAAAAGAGAGGAAGAGUGCGAAUAGCACCCACGAAGGAAGGCUUGGUGACAUUGUAAAACAUCACAUUAGAAUACUCAGUUUCAUUGCUCGCACCGAGAAGCUUUUAAAUGAAAUUUGUCUCGUGGAUGUAGUCGGAUGUACGCUUAACAUAUGUUUUUUAGGAUUCAAUAUGAUGACGUGUAUACAAAUCGGCAUGAAGUCUUAUAUGAUAAAUUGGUAUCGCAUACCGAAUAAGGGAGCACUAGGUUUGACAUUAAUAAUGGCCAUGUCCAAUGCCACGAUCAAACUUACAGCUGGAAAAUUUAUGGACUUAUCUUUAGCCAGUUUUUGCAGUCUAUGCCGGUGGAUCCUGAAACCGAUCGGUAUUUGGCACAUGAUUCACGGUCGUUCGUCGCAAAGCGAUAAGCUUCUUUCAUUAAUGCUGAUCUUUAUGUGUUUCUUUGGUCUGUGCUUCGUACUUGUACCUGCCGGUCCGUAUACUCUAUUCCGCGAAAAGGACAUUAACAUGAAGGUCAAGCUUUUUGGACCGAUUGGCUUCUGUCUGACUUCCGCAAUCAAAUACUGCUUCCUCGGAGCACGUGUCUCAGCAAUUGGAAGAUGUAUCGAACAUGUCGAAAGCGAUUGGCGGGUUGUGCGGCAUCAGGAUUAUCGCAGAAUGAUGCUGAGGAACGUGCUGGUGGGCCGCAGGCUAACAACGCUGUGCGUGAUCUUUCUUUACACCGGCGGCAUGUCUUAUCACACAAUCAUGCCAUUGUCGUCUAGAACCAAGAUGAAUGGCAGCUUUACAAAUAGACCCUUAGUUUAUCCAGGAUAUGAUCUCUAUUUCGAUUCUCAAGUAAGUCCUGCUUACGAGAUCAUCUUUGGCAUGCAUUGCCUGUCUGCUAUGAUACAGUAUAGCGCUACAACGGCAACGUGUAGUUUGGCCGCAAACUUUGCAACGCACGCGUGCGGACAAGUACAAAUAUUAAUGAUGCUGUUGGAUGACCUAGUCAAUGGGAAGAGAACUGAAGGUACCAAUGUGGAAAAACGUCUGAGCUUGAUAGCAAAGCAUCACGUGCGUGUGCUGAGAUUUACGACUGACGUGGAAAAAAUAUUACGUGAAAUAUGUUUACUGGAACUGGUUGCCGCAACUUUGCUGAUAUGCUUGCUCCAGUAUUAUUGCAUGACGGAAUGGGCGAAUAGCGACGCCGUAGCCAUCCUAACAUAUUUCAUAUUACUCAUAUCCUUAACGUUCAACAUUUUAAUAUUUUGUUACAUCGGCGAACUCCUAGUGGAAGAGUUUGGCAAAAUUGGUUCAGCCGCGUAUGAAGUUAAUUGGUACGAUUUACCCGGUCAUAAGGCUGUGGACCUUAUAAUGAUCAUUACGAUGUCUUAUUAUCCACCCAAGCUUACAGCUGGCAAGUUCUGUGAUUUAUCUCUCAACACUUUCAGCACCGUACUUAAAACAUCUGCAGUAUAUUUAAAUUUACUUCGGACAUCAUCGUUACACUUCGCGGGCAGCAUGAUCGAUCGAUCCCAUCUCCCAGGCAGGAUACACAAUGUACGUUACGAGCACGACAUAUACUAUGCCGUGCAGCUAUGUCGGUGGAUCCUGAAGCCAAUCGGUAUCUGGCACAUAAUUUAUGGUCGCUCUUCGCAAAGCGAGAAGCUCCUUUCGUUAAUGCUUAUCUUCGUGUGUUUCUUCAGUCUUUGCUUCGUGAUUGUGCCUGCUGGCUCGUACACUUUAUUCCGUGAGAAGGACAUUAACAUGAAGGUCAAACUUUUUGGACCGAUUUUCUUCUGUCUAACUUCCGCGAUCAAAUACUGCUUCCUCGGAGCGCGUGUCUCAGCGAUCGGAAGAUGUGUCGAACACGUCGAGAGCGAUUGGCGGAUCGUGCGGCAUCAGGAUCAUCGCAGAAUGAUGCUAAGAAAUGUGAUUGUUGGCCGCAGAAUAACGACGCUGUGUGUGAUCUUUCUUUACACCAGCGGUAUGACUUAUCAUACAAUCUUGCCAUUGUCUUCUGGAACCAAGACGAUUGGCAACUUUACAAUUAGACCCCUAGUUUAUCAAGGAUAUGAUCUCUAUUUUGAUCCUCAAGCAAGUCCUACUUACGAAAUCAUCUUUAGCAUGCACUGCCUGUCCGCUAUGAUACAGUAUAGCGCUACAACGGCAGCGUGUAGUCUGGCCGCGAACUUUGCGUCGCACGCAUGCGGACAGGUACAGAUAUUGAUGACACUUUUGGAUGACCUAGUCAGUGGAAAGAAGACUGAAGGUACCAAUGUGGAGAAACGUCUGAGCUUGAUAGCGAAGCAUCACGUGCGUGUGCUGAGAUUCACGACUGACGUGGAGAAAAUGUUACGUGAAAUAUGUUUACUGGAACUGAUGUCUGCAACUUUGCUGAUAUGCUUGCUCGAAUACAAUUGCUUAAAGGAAUGGGCGAAUAGCGACGCCGUGGGCAUCUUGACAUACAUUAUGUUACUGACAUCUUUAACAUUCAACGUUCUGAUAUUUUGUUAUAUAGGUGAACUUCUCAUGCAAGAGUUUGGCAAAAUCGGUUUAGCCGCAUAUGAUGUUAAUUGGUACGAUUUACCUGGUCAUAAAGCUGUGGACCUUGUAAUGAUUAUUACGAAGUCUUAUUAUCCACCCAAGCUUACAGCUGGCAAGUUCUGUGAUUUAUCUCUCAACACUUUCAGCACCUCAUCGUUGCACUUCGCGGGCGACAGCAUGUGCGAUCGAUCUCAACUUACAGGAAGAAUGCUCGAGAUGUACAAUGUACACUACAAGCACGACAUACGUUACACAAUGCAGCUGUGCCGCUGGGUGCUGAAACCGAUCGGCAUGUGGCACCCGAUCUAUGGCCAUCCAUCGCAGAUUGAGAAGUUCAUCUCGAUAAUAUUAAUUGUUAUAUGUUUCUCCGCUCUGUGUUUCGUCCUGAUACCUGCUGGAUUUUAUACUUUAUUUCGCGAGAAAGACAUCAAUAUUAAAGUCAAGCUUUUCGGUCCAGUUGGCUUCUGCCUGACUAAUACAAUCAAAUAUUGUUAUUUUGGUGCGCGCGCUGCCGCGUUCGGAAGAUGCAUUCGACAUGUAGAGGAUGAUUGGCGGUUCGUGCAACAUCAAGCUCGCGGGAUAAUGCUGAAAAAUGUGCUGAUAGGACGCAGACUCACUACGCUAUGCGCGAUUUUCCUUUACACUGGUGGAUUGUCUUACCAUAUAAUAAUGCCGUUAUCUUCCAGACAGAAAAUUAAUGAGAAUUAUACGAUCAGAAUACACACUUAUCCCGGUUACGAUAUACUUUUCGAUCCCGGAGCCAGCCCUGCCUACGAGAUUGUAUUCUGCAUCCAUUGCCUAUUCGCAAUGAUUACGUAUCACAUCACGACGGCAGCUUGUAGCUUGGCAGCGAUUUUUGUGACGCAUGCAUGCGGCCAAAUAGAUAUAUUAAUGUUGUUAUUGGAUGAUUUGGUUGAAGGAAAACGGAGCCAAAAUACCACUGUAAAAAAACGUUUGCGCGUGAUAGCAAGACAUCAUGUACGAAUACUGAGAUUUUCCGCCAAUGUGGAAGAAGUGCUACGCGAAAUAUGUUUACUGGAACUGCUAACUUCAACCUUGACUAUGUGUUUGCUCGAAUACUAUUGCUUAACGGAGUGGAAAAACAGUGAUGCCAUAGCCAUCUUGACAUAUUUUAUCCUAUUAAUAUCUUUCACAUUUAAUGUUCUGAUAUUUUGUUAUAUCGGUGAGCUCCUCGUGGAACAGUAUAGCAAAAUUGGUGCCGCUGCCUAUGAAAUUAAAUGGUACAAUUUAUCUGGAAAUAAAGCUCUCGAACUCGUAUUGAUCAUCGCAAUGUCUCAUUAUCCACCGAAACUUACAGCUGGUAAAUUUGUCGAUUUAUCUAUGAACACAUUUGGUGCUGUACUCAAAACAUCAGUAGUAUAUUUAAAUUUACUUCGUACGGUUACAGAAUAG